This is a messenger RNA of Condylostylus longicornis, 1505 nucleotides long. RefSeq names its product endoplasmic reticulum-Golgi intermediate compartment protein 2. Bases 111 to 1391 code for a protein of 426 amino acids. Gene Ontology annotation, cellular component: COPII-coated ER to Golgi transport vesicle; endoplasmic reticulum; membrane. The transcript has 8 exons. Lineage: Eukaryota; Metazoa; Arthropoda; Insecta; Diptera; Dolichopodidae. The record is from RefSeq and is a predicted model, not a curated record. Gene Ontology annotation, biological process: endoplasmic reticulum to Golgi vesicle-mediated transport; retrograde vesicle-mediated transport, Golgi to endoplasmic reticulum.
UUUCCCUUUACAAAUUAUUUUUAUCAACAAAAGUAAUUAAUAAGCAUUUUGAUGAAUAAAUAGUAUUGAAUAUUUUUAUUUCUUCUCGGUUGAAGACAAUAUAACUAAAAAUGUCUUCACUAAGAUAUAGGGGUAAAAAAAAUAUUUUAGAAUUAACUAAGAAUUUGGAUGCAUUUGGAAAAAUUCCGGAUGAGUAUAAAGAACCGUCUGAAAUUGGCGGAACAAUUUCUCUUUUAAGUCGAAUUCUCAUUAUAUACUUAAUUUAUAGUGAAAUAGCGUAUUAUAGUAGACCUAAAUUAUUAUUCACAUUCAAACCUGAUAUAAAUUUAGACAUAAAAGUUCGUAUGAAUGUUGAUAUAACUAUAGCGAUGCCUUGUGUUGGACUAUCUGGUAUAGAUUUAAUAGAUGAUACAAAACAAGAUGUUUUUUCUUAUGGGAUCUUAAAAAGAGAGAGUACUUGGUGGGACUUAGAUGCAAAUCAAAGAUUAUACUUUGAAGAAAUGCAACAUGUCAACAAAUUUUUGCGAGAAGAGUAUCAUUCUUUAGCAGAUUUAUUAUUUAAAGACAUAGUAAUGAAAGAACAAGAACAUAGCACAAGUCUUCAUAACGAACUGCCAAGUCGAACAAGUAAACCAAAUAUACCUUACGAUGCUUGCAGAUUGCAUGGAACAUUUUUAAUAAAUAAAGUUGCAGGAAUUCUGCAUUUCAUUAGUGGUGAAACUUUAUCUUUUGGAUUUUCCAAUAACCACUGGCACUUAAAUGAAUUUCAUCGAGUACGAACAAAUUUUUCACAUAGGAUUAAUAAAUUAAGUUUUGGGGAUUUAGCAUCUCGUGUAGUACACGUCCAGCCAUUAGAAGGCGACGAAAAAAUUGUUCCUGACAAGGCUGUAAUGCAGUACUUUAUAGAAAUAGUUCCAACAGAAAUCCAUAACGUAUUUUCUACAAUUGCAGCGUAUCAAUAUUCGGUUAAGGAAAACGUAAGAAUAGUUGAUUCACAUAAAAAUUCAUAUGGAUUGCCUGGAGUUUAUUUCAAAUAUGAUUGGGCUGCACUUAAAGUAAUUGUAAAACCAGAUAGAGAGAAUUUAAUAAAAUUUUCAAUCCGUCUUUGUUCUAUAAUCGCUGGAAUUAUAAAAGCCUCAGGUAUUUUAAAUAGUUUCAUACGUUUUUCACAAAAACAUAUAUUAAGAUUUUUUGCACCACAUAUUUUCAAUAAGGAUGGUACAUUAACUAAAAUGAAAUUACCAAUUGUAAAUGCAAAAAGUAAAUCAGAACCAUUAAUAACUACAAAUUUUAUAAAUAAUUCCAAUAAUUAUAAUAAUGUUACAAAUAGUUUAUUAAGUAAAGCAAAUCUCAUACCAAAUGAAACAUUACCAAUCUUUUUAAAUAAGUGAUUUUUAAAACAAAAAAAAAUUGAAUUUUAUUAAAAUUAUUAAUUUUUUUUUUUUAUUAUUGUGUGCUAUUGUUAAAUAAAAUAAUAUUGUAUUAAAAAUAUAAAAGACGUGCCG